AUGGAGGAUUCUCCUCCUCCUCCUCCUCCUCCUCAUUCCCUUGUUGAUUCUUCUUCUCUGGCGAAGGCGAUGGGGGGCUUGGCGCUCAACCUCGCCAGCGUCGCGCGCGGGGAGCUCCAGGGCGCCGGCACCCACGCGGAGCUGAUCGAGAAACUCAAUCUCAAGGUGGGCACCGAGUACGACGACUACGCCGAUUUCGCGUCGGGGCUGCUCGUGUUUGUGGAGCGGCUCAAGCAGCAGAACGAGUCGCUGUGCAGCAACCUCAAGGUCAUCCAGGAGAUCGACGACGAGGUCCGGCACCUGGAAGCCAUCGUCUCCACGCUCGACGGCUACACUGCCACUCUCGAGACCAAAAUUAAAAACGCUUACAACGCUUGA
Messenger RNA from Selaginella moellendorffii, 378 nucleotides. RefSeq names its product biogenesis of lysosome-related organelles complex 1 subunit 2. Lineage: Eukaryota; Viridiplantae; Streptophyta; Lycopodiopsida; Selaginellales; Selaginellaceae. The transcript is spliced from 2 exons. The coding region runs from base 1 to 378 and encodes 125 amino acids. The record is from RefSeq and is a predicted model, not a curated record.